Dama dama (fallow deer) is the source of this 1198-nucleotide messenger RNA. It is a transcript of the gene TAF12, whose product is annotated as TATA-box binding protein associated factor 12. NCBI's taxonomy places the organism in Eukaryota, Metazoa, Chordata, Mammalia, Artiodactyla, Cervidae. Gene Ontology annotation, cellular component: SAGA complex; transcription factor TFIID complex; SLIK (SAGA-like) complex. Gene Ontology annotation, biological process: DNA-templated transcription initiation; RNA polymerase II preinitiation complex assembly. The coding region runs from base 254 to 739 and encodes 161 amino acids. The transcript has 6 exons. The record is from RefSeq and is a predicted model, not a curated record. Gene Ontology annotation, molecular function: TBP-class protein binding; DNA binding; protein heterodimerization activity.
GGAAGUACUCGGGGAGGGCCGAGCAGUCGGACAGGCUGCUGAGACGAACGCUUCACUGGGGCAGUCUCCGCAUAUCAUGGGGAGAUAGACGCUGCUGCCUGUGAGUCUUGGGCCCUGGCAGUUGAGGAAGAAGAGCGGGAGGAAGGAGUCAGGACCCAGACCCACAGUGUUGAUUGGCCUUGGUCCUCAUAGCUCCAAAAAGAAACAAGAUCUCGAUAAGCUCUAUGAGCUGAAGUCCAAAGCAAGACAGAUUAUGAACCAGUUUGGUCCCUCAGCCCUAAUCAACCUGUCCAAUUUCUCAUCAAUAAAACCGGAACCAGCUAGCACCCCUCCACAAGGCUCCAUGGCCAAUAGCACUGCAGUGGUAAAGAUCCCAGGCACUCCUGGGACAGGAGGGCGUCUCAGCCCUGAAAACAAUCAGGUAUUGACCAAGAAGAAAUUACAGGACUUAGUAAGAGAAGUGGAUCCUAAUGAGCAAUUGGAUGAAGAUGUGGAGGAGAUGCUGCUGCAGAUUGCUGAUGAUUUUAUUGAGAGUGUGGUGACAGCUGCCUGCCAGCUUGCUCGGCAUCGCAAGUCCAGCACCCUGGAGGUGAAAGAUGUCCAGCUACAUCUAGAACGCCAGUGGAACAUGUGGAUCCCAGGGUUUGGCUCUGAAGAAAUCCGACCCUACAAAAAAGCUUGCACCACAGAAGCUCACAAACAGAGAAUGGCGUUGAUCCGGAAAACAACCAAGAAAUAACGCAGGGAAAGGUUAGGGGAUGGACAGCAAUGUAUUCGGAGAUACUUGAGCUGAGACCUCAGCCAUCUCAUCCUUGGAUUUUUUUUUUUUAAUGCUUUACAGAGAAGCAUAUAUUUUUUAUUAACAGUGCAGCAAUAUCUAUAAUGACUGAGAGGAUCUGCCAAAAGAAUAAAGCCUCCUACCCCAACUUCCAGUCCCUGUUCCCUGCCAUCUCAAAGAAGAGCGGUGUAUCUUCCAGAGAAGAUUUUAUUUGUGGUUUAUUAUAUAAGUGAUUGAAUAGGGGACAAAGCAUUAUGGUCUUGUUUGGUGAGAGAGUAUUAAUAUUAGCAGGAUUUGUAGAGGUUUCUGUUUCCUUCUCCCUCCCCUUUCUCCCUGUACUUUGUAAUGUCAGUGUUUCUAUGAAUAUGACUUUCAUUUGCUUUUCCAGAAUAAAGAAGUUAUUAAUCGAGAGAAACAGGG